Xiphias gladius (swordfish) is the source of this 2859-nucleotide messenger RNA. RefSeq names its product ribosomal RNA processing 8 (gene rrp8). Gene Ontology annotation, cellular component: rDNA heterochromatin; nucleolus; chromatin silencing complex. Gene Ontology annotation, molecular function: methyltransferase activity. Lineage: Eukaryota; Metazoa; Chordata; Actinopteri; Istiophoriformes; Xiphiidae. The record is from RefSeq and is a predicted model, not a curated record. Gene Ontology annotation, biological process: rDNA heterochromatin formation; regulation of transcription by glucose; cellular response to glucose starvation. Bases 180 to 1880 code for a protein of 566 amino acids. The transcript has 8 exons.
GCCUGUACCUCUGUUUUGCUUCCUUCACGCACGAGACGAACCAACGUGGCUCUUGUCGAGAGCUUGUUUCAGCUAUUAAAUGUAGUUACAUGCUUAUGAAACAAAGCGUGUGUACGCGAGCACCGACACAACGCAACAAGCCGCUUGACGAGUGAACAGGCAGCUGUCCUCGGGGAAACAUGUUUAACGAGGAUGAAGACUGGAGUGACGAGCAAGACGCUCACAUCCAGAGUAAAACUGCCCUCGAAAACACCCAGACGGUGAACAUCAGCACGACUGUCAAGACCAAGGUUGUUGGUAAAAAGAGCCUGCUGCGGACGCUGCAGACGUUGGGAUCAGUACCGGAGUGGAAGAGCGACGACCACCGGCUGGACAGUGACAGUGAGGCAGAGGCGGCUCCGCCACACGCCAAGAAAAAGAAGAAGAGAAGGAAAAAGAGAAAACAUGCAGAGACAUCAGAGGCGCAGCAAGAGAACAGUGACUUAGAUCAGAGUGUCAAGGUGGAAAAACCUGUGGUAAAAAAGAGGAAAAAAGACAACAAAUCUGGGGCCCAGAAGGUAAAAACCAUGUCUGCAGGCGAAACAAAGGAUAAGGAAAUGACAAAAUCUGAAAAGGUGAACCUGAACGGAACAAAGAACACAGAGGGACUGAGCAGACAGCAGUGGAAAAACAAAAUGAAGAACAAGAGGAAAUGUAAAAAUAAAUACCGCCAGAAUAAUCCUGAGGAGGACGAGAAUAAAACAGAAUCUGCAGAUCAACACAAGCCAAAGGAAGAAGUAAAAACAGAGUCGUAUGGCAACAACAACACCGGAAAAAUGGCUCAGACAGCAGCCCAGAAAAAGAAAAAGGAGAAAGAACAUAAACCACAGAAAAGGAAAAAGGCUGAAGAGGACACCUACAUAUCCUGUGCAUCAGAAAUACAAACACUGAAAGAGGAAAAGCAGUUGACUGGACAAGAGAAAAAAACAAAGGGCGGCAAAGUUGAAAAAGGCGCGGGUGAAUCUUCUGCUGAUGGACAUGAACCUGAAGUGGAGAUCACAGAUGAUCAGCAGCAGUUACCCAUGAAACGACUGAAACCUGAGCUGAGCAAAGAACAGAGUCUGAAAAGAGAGAAGCUGCGGAGGAUGCUCCUUAGCCAGGGAACAGACCAACAAGUGAGUCCUGCGGUGCAGAACAACGGGCCGGCGGUGCCAGGAGAAGAGCUGAAGUGGGACCGCUCUGCCGCCCUCAGGUCCCGCAUGGAGCAGCGCUUGGAGUCGGCUCGUUUCCGCUACAUUAAUGAAGUUUUGUACAGCACGUCCAGCGGCGAGGCGACGCGUAUGUUCAAACAGGAUCCAAAGGCCUUCUGGAUCUACCACAGAGGAUACACUGCACAGGUUCAGAGGUGGCCGGCCAAUCCAGUGGACGCGAUCGUCUCUUACAUUCAGCAAAAACCAUCCUCUCUGGUGGUUGCAGACUUUGGUUGCGGUGACUGUAAAAUAGCACGCAGUGUGAAGAACAAAGUGCACAGCUUCGACCUGGCAGCUGCCUGCGAGCUCGUGACCGUCUGUGACAUGGCCAACGUCCCGCUUGGUGACUGCUCUGUGGACAUCGCAGUGUUCUGUCUUUCCCUCAUGGGGACCAACCUGGCAGAUUUUUUGGCAGAGGCCAAUCGAGUCUUAAAGAUGAGGGGUGUCCUUAAAAUAGCAGAAGUGGCGAGUAGAUUCGACAACGUGCGGAGCUUCAUCACUGCCAUGGCAAGUCUGGGAUUCAAGAUGGUCUCCAAGGAUACAGAGAACUCUCAUUUCUACUCCUUCGAAUUUGUGAAGACGGGAGACGCUCCAGAAAAUAUUAAGAAAUUUGGACUUCAGUUGAAGCCUUGUGUGUACAAGAAAAGAUGAGGAAGUUAGAAAACUUCAUAAAGAUGUAUGUGUGUAUCAUUUUUUUCCCACAUAUUCUUUCUCUCAAUCAGCAUAUCAAUUGAUUAUACUUCUGCGUUUCACUGUUGUUGUUUUUUUUUGGUUUUGUUUUUUUAAAGCAGCACAAAGUUAUAGACUUUUAUUUAAAUGUAUCAUAUUCUUCUGAUAUGAUACAGUUUUUUCACAGAUUUCAACAUAGUUUAAGUAUGUGCAUCAUAUGUACAUGAUUUUUUUUUUUCAUCUAAUACAAUUGUCUGUGAUUAUGUGCCAUCAAUAUUUAAGUGCACGCAGGUUCCCCAUCUAAGCAGAUACCACUUAGGUUCAAUUCAAUGAUGAGUUUGUCUCCUGUGGUUGGAGAUAUGCUACUCAGUGAAAUAAUCUGCCUUAUGUGGUGCUAAGUUAAAGGUGAAACCUACAUACACGGCUACAUGGCACACUGGGUAUACCCUGCUAAUUUAGGCCAUUUUAUAACAAGAGAAGUCAUGUAAAUGUUAGGAUUGUUAUAUGGUAAAAAGAAAAACCCUGAAAAGUCUUGAUGUGAAAUCACAUCCAAUUUCAUGAUGUAAAAUACAAAGUUUUUUUUAAGGUAAUCUCUCCUUUGUGAACGAUUUUAGGAGCACACGUGUACGUAUUUUUAUCUAGAGCUAAGAAAGAGUAAUUGGUGUGGCACUAUAGGUUUGAUAUUGUUAUUUUUAAGAAAUAUUCAGCGAAAGAAACCGUAAAGGCAGAGAGAUGGUAGAGAACUUCUGAGGGAAGAACUCCAAAUGAAACUGAAAUUAUGGGUGCGGUGACUAAAGCCAGAUUCACUCAGUUGCAUGCAUGAUCAUUUGCCACCAGAGGGUGUAACAACACUGCGACUUAACGUGGGAAAGGAGUCCAGUCUUAUCUGCAUCCGGUUCAUAUACUGUAUGAUACUUUAUUUAUAGAAUUACUCCAGUUGUCACAGCAGUUGUCCUCACUA